CCAUGCACUUUCAAUCUCCCUCCAACUUCAACCAAAGAUCCCAAAAGAAAGAGACAGUGUAAUAAGGAAACAAAACCCUAUCCUAAUUCCCAAACUUCAAUCCUCAGUUUCUCAGAAAAAUGUCGAAAUUAAAUCACCAAGAAGACCUGGAUCUCCUUCUCUCUCUACCGGAUAGGGUUUUAGAAACCCCUCCAGCUUCUCCUUCAUCUCAGUUCCCAGAUUAUUUGUCGGAUGAUGGAUCGCCAAAGCGAUUGGGGGAGGCAGAUAUGUCUGUCUUUAGAGAUGCUGUUCAGGAUUGUCUUGAUUAUGAUACUGAAAUUGCCAAAAAAGCUGUCAAAUCAAAGCAUACCAAGGGGUCAAGUGAUCCUGAGGUUGAAAAGUUUUCAGGUUUGCGAAUUGGAAAUCAACUAGUUUCAGCUGUUGAACUGAGCAACCAUUUUGCUGAUAUUAGGUUCAUCCGGUUAUCAGCAAUAAGGAAUUCUCUAGCAGGCGACACCCUUUCUGGUUGUUGGGCAACUGUUGGCGUUUUAACUGAGAAGGGGCAACAAAGAACAAGUUCAACAGGGAAGAACUAUGCAAUCUGGAAAAUGGGAUCUUUGGAUGAAAAAACUAUUUCUCUUUUUCUUUUUGGUGAUGCUUAUCAGAAGAACUGCAAUGAAAAGGCUGGUGCAGUUUUUUCCCUAUUCAAUUGCAGUGUGCGCAAAGACAACUCGGAAAAUGGGUUUUCUCUGAGUGUUUAUUCAGCCAGUCACAUUUUAAAGAUAGGCACUUCUGUGGAUUAUGGAGUUUGCAAGGGAAAAAGGAAGGAUGGGAUGGCAUGCACAUUAGUCAUUAACAAGUAAGAUCUCUAAUUUUAUGUG
This is a messenger RNA of Nicotiana tabacum (common tobacco), 860 nucleotides long. NCBI's taxonomy places the organism in Eukaryota, Viridiplantae, Streptophyta, Magnoliopsida, Solanales, Solanaceae. The record is from RefSeq and is a predicted model, not a curated record.